Molecule: messenger RNA, 474 nt
Organism: Rangifer tarandus platyrhynchus (Svalbard reindeer)
Lineage: Eukaryota; Metazoa; Chordata; Mammalia; Artiodactyla; Cervidae
Source: the annotation of a GenBank genome assembly
AUGAACAGCAAACAAGUAAAUACCACCACUUCGGAGAGUGAAAUAAGUUCCGAAACGGUCGUGUCCUCAUCCCAGAGGCGCACUCAGAGCCGGCAGGAGCCCAGCUGGUCAGCAGGCAGUGUCCGGGACCACCGACCUCCGCCAGGAGACACUCGAGGCCCGGCCAAGGGCAGCCAGGCAGCCGGCGGCCGGCGGACGUCGGGCCGCGGGAGGAUCCUCGGAAUCAACGUGCCGCUGGCCACGCUCACAACCCGGGCAGUCAGGAGCCGAGUGGCCAGCCCCCGACGACUGUUGGCCCCGCGCCGUCCCCUCCUCGAGUCCCACCGCCCCAGGUCACCCCGGCCGGGCCUCGGGACCCUCCCGUUCAAGGUGACCCCUAACCCGACCUCACGACUCUCGGCUUCAGGGGACUCCGGCCUGACCUGUUACCCUCCUGAAGUGACCCUGGCUCUGACUCUCGACCCUCCUGCCUGA